Molecule: messenger RNA, 1087 nt
Organism: Chanos chanos (milkfish)
Lineage: Eukaryota; Metazoa; Chordata; Actinopteri; Gonorynchiformes; Chanidae
Gene: ankrd54
Product: ankyrin repeat domain 54
Exons: 8
Coding region: 106-1053 (315 amino acids)
Molecular function (GO): protein binding
Source: RefSeq, a predicted model, not a curated record
UCGCGUUUUAAAGACGAGAUAGUCGAUCGGUUACCAUUAGUGUUACCUGGUGCAUGUUUUCUGUAGCAGAAGAACGAAUUGAUUUCAGCAAAUGAUUUCAUAAACAUGGACGGGUGGAGCCCAAUUGUUGCGACCGCCUCGGACGAUGAGCGGUCGAGCUCCGAGGGCGAGUAUACCGUGCCUCCUGGAACGUUAAAAGACUCAGAAAAAAGGGAGGACGAUCCUUUGGGGAUAGAGGGAAAGACAAGGGUCGGGUUUGGGUUCACCGGUUUUGGAGAACAUGCCCUGAGAUUUAACCGAAGCAGUCCGGCGGCGGAGCAAGAACUUAGGUACUUGCACUUGCUCUGGGAACCCGGUCGGGGCGGCACGGGCGCGGGGACCGGUGUCGCAGGCAAGCCAGGAAAGAUCACAUCCAGCAAGGCAAGGCGACAUGGAAGAGCACGGCGGAAUUUGGGUCCGAUUGGAAAGGACAUAUACGCUGCUAAGAGACUAAGAGAGGCAGCCAACGGCAACGACAUCGACACGGUACGAAGGCUCUUGGAGGAUGACACUGACCCGUGUGCCGCCGACGACAAAGGACGGACAGCUCUACAUUUUUCCUCUUGUAACGGCAAUGAGAGUAUCGUUCAGUUACUGCUGAGUUAUGGCGCUGACCCAAACCAGAGAGACAGUCUUGGGAACACACCGUUGCACUUGGCUGCCUGCACCAACCACGUUCCUGUGAUUACAACUCUUCUUAGAGGAGGCGCUCGUGUGGACGCCCUAGAUCGGGCCGGGAGGACCCCUCUGCACCUCGCCCGCUCCAAACUCAACAUCUUACAGGAGGGAGAGUCCCGAAGCUUGGAAAUGCUAAGGGGUGAAGUCACACAGAUUAUUCAGAUGCUGAUGGAAUACCUGAACGUUAUGGGACAGAGUGAGGAGAGAGAGAGACUGGAACACAUCAACACGCAACUACAGCACACACGCACUAAAGAACAGGUCGAUGAAGUCACAGAUUUACUGGCCAGCUUUACGUCCCUCAGCAUUCAAAUGCAGAACCUGGGGGACAGGUAGAGACGAGAAACGGAGAGGUGGAUGGAUGACCCGG